Messenger RNA from Gavia stellata (red-throated loon), 438 nucleotides. RefSeq names its product gastric inhibitory polypeptide (gene GIP). Lineage: Eukaryota; Metazoa; Chordata; Aves; Gaviiformes; Gaviidae. The coding region runs from base 1 to 438 and encodes 145 amino acids. The record is from RefSeq and is a predicted model, not a curated record. The transcript is spliced from 4 exons. Gene Ontology annotation, molecular function: glucagon receptor binding; hormone activity. Gene Ontology annotation, biological process: regulation of insulin secretion; response to glucose; regulation of fatty acid biosynthetic process. Gene Ontology annotation, cellular component: extracellular region.
AUGAUGUCUUUCAAAGUUCUCUCUCUGCUCCUUGCUUCUCUGGGCUUUGUUUUGAUGGAAGAAAACGUCUCAGGGACUCCCAGUGCCAGACCAGUGCAAAGACGCUACUCUGAGGCCACCCUGGCAAGCGAUUACAGCCGCACGAUGGAUAACAUGCUGAAGAAGAACUUUGUGGAAUGGUUGCUAGCCAGACGGGAGAAGAAAAGCGACAACAUCAUGGAGCCAUACAAGAGGGAAGCUGAGCCCCAAGUAUCAGCUGCCAAUGGCCAAAGAUUGGACCUGGGCACCCAGGAAGCCAAAGACUUCUUCGCCUGGCUUCUGAAAGCCAAGAAAAAUCAGAGUUUUACUUCCCUGGAAGGUUCAGAAGGUUUGAAGGAUGUUUUGAACCAGGAGUUUCUGACAUGGCUGAUGUCGAAUGAUCUCUGCAGACCAACGUGA